Molecule: messenger RNA, 618 nt
Organism: Thlaspi arvense
Lineage: Eukaryota; Viridiplantae; Streptophyta; Magnoliopsida; Brassicales; Brassicaceae
Source: the annotation of a GenBank genome assembly
AUGUUUUCUCUUAUGCAAGGACUGUGGAGUUACAUGUUCAGCAAGACUGAGUUUCAUGUGCUCAUCCUUGGUAUCGACAAAGCUGGGAAGACGACGUUUUUGGAGAAGUUGAAGACGAUAUAUUCUAUCUCAGAAGGUCUUCCACAUGAUCGAAUCGUGCCUACUGUUGGCCUAAAUAUCGGUCGCAUUGAAAUCUCUAAUGCUAAAAUUGUGUUCUGGGACUUGGGAGGUCAACCUGGUUUGCGUUCGAUUUGGGAGAAGUAUUAUGAAGAAGCACAUGCAUUGAUAUAUUUGAUCGACGCAGCUUGCCCAUCUCGCUUCGAAGAUUCAAAAUCUGCUCUAGAAAAAGCCCUGCGGCAUGAGGAUUUGCAAGGAGCGCCUCUUUUGAUAUUGGCAAACAAACAAGAUCUUCCAAGUGCUGUAUCGGCUGAGGAACUUGACAGGUACUUGGAUCUAAAAAAACUGGACGAAAGGGUGUACAUGUUUGAAGCAGUUUCUGGAUAUGAUGGACGAGGAAUCAAAGGAAGUAUAGAAUGGUUGGUGGGUGUGAUGGAAAGAAGCAAAAGAACCGAAACGUUAAGAGCUCGUGCAGGUUAUGUUCCUGUGCCAACUUCCUAG